AUGGCUCCUAUUCUGUUGAACUGCAUGGGCAAUGAGCACAAGGACUAUAUCGAUGAAUCGCCAGUCCAUGUGAAAAAUCCUAAUCUAUUUACAAUGGAAGAGGACAUUCUUUACCACUUCAGCCUGGGAACCAAGACUCACAACCUGCCUGAAAUGUUUGGAGAUAUCAAGUUUGUCUGCGUUGGAGGAAGUGCAAAUCGCAUGAAGUCGUUUGCCCAGUUUAUUCACAAAGAGCUGGCUCUACCUGGAAACUCAGACGAUAUCCUAGACAUUUGCGAGGGAACCGACCGUUACUGCAUGUACAAAGUGGGACCAGUUCUUUCCAUAAGCCAUGGAAUGGGAGUCCCCUCGAUCUCCAUUAUGCUGCAUGAGCUGAUCAAACUUCUGCACCACGCUCAGUGCCGGGAUGUGGUGCUUUUCCGCCUGGGCACUUCUGGAGGAGUUGGUCUUCCAGCAGGGACCGUGGUCAUCACAGACAAGGCUGUGGACUACUCUUUCCAGGCCAAGUUUGAGCAGGUGGUUCUGGGUAAAGUCAUUAUCAGGAGCACAGAGCUGGACGAGGGAGUGUCCAGUGAGCUCCUCAAAUACUCCAAGGAGAUCCCAAACCUGCCCACGGUCAUCGGAAACACCAUGUGCACCCAUGACUUUUAUGAAGGUCAGGGCAGACUCGAUGGUGCUCUCUGCUCCUUCUCCCAUGAAGAAAAACUGGAAUAUUUGAGAAAAGCUUACGACGCAGGCGUGAGGAACAUCGAGAUGGAAUCCACAGUUUUUGCUGCGAUGUGCAAAGUUUGUGGUAUCAAAGCGGCUGUGAUUUGCGUGGCGCUGCUGAACCGUUUUGAAGGAGACCAAAUCACAUCUUCUCAUGAUGUUCUGGUGGAAUACCAGCAGAGACCUCAGAUUCUUGUCUCCUACUUCAUCAAAAAACGCCUUGGACUUAUUGCCUAA
Messenger RNA from Knipowitschia caucasica, 945 nucleotides. The record is from the annotation of a GenBank genome assembly. Lineage: Eukaryota; Metazoa; Chordata; Actinopteri; Gobiiformes; Gobiidae.